Knipowitschia caucasica is the source of this 2019-nucleotide messenger RNA. NCBI's taxonomy places the organism in Eukaryota, Metazoa, Chordata, Actinopteri, Gobiiformes, Gobiidae. The record is from the annotation of a GenBank genome assembly.
AUGGAGCUAGGCAGCAGGAACCCAGCAUUUCAAGAAGAUGAUGAGACAGACAAUGAAGUACAGAUCACCAAAUUUGAUUCUGAGGAGAAAUGCGACUCCGUUACGCUGGAUACAGAUGAGGAGUUCAACCAGAUCAAGCCAUAUGCUGGGAUGCCUAAGGAGGUGCUGUUGCUGUACUCUUCCCAGGCUUGCUACAGGGUGCCCAGAGAGAUCUUGUUCUGGCUGACCAUAGCCUGCACCCUGGCUCUCAUGGCUCUGAGCAUCACAGUUGUUGCCCUGUCCCCCCGUUGCCUCAGCUGGUGGCAGAUAUCCCCAGUGUACCAGGUUUACCCACGCUCUUUCAAGGACUCUGAUGGCGAUGGUGUAGGUGACCUCAAAGGUAUUCUUGAGCAACUAGAUCACUUCCAGUAUCUCAACAUUAAAGCCAUUUGGGUCAGUCCUUUCUACCGUUCUCCAAUGAAGGAUUUUGGCUAUGAUGUGGAAGAUUUCCGGGCCAUUGAUCCCCUGUUUGGAACGAUGCUGGACUUUGAAGAACUACUAGCUGAGAUGCACAAAAGAGAUUUGAAACUGAUCAUGGAUUUCAUUCCCAACCACACCAGUGACAAGCAUCGCUGGUUUAAUCAGAGCCGAUUAGGUGACCCACAUUACAGAGAUUAUUACCUCUGGACUGACUGCAAUGCCUCCAACCCAAAGCCUAAUAAUUGGGUGAGUAUUUUUGGAAACUCGUCAUGGACAUACGAUGAUAUUCGAGGACAAUGCUACUAUCACCAGUUUCUGAAGGAGCAGCCAGACUUAAACUUCCGAAACCCAAAUGUUCGAAAAGAAAUAAGUGACCUGAUUCACUUCUGGCUGGGGAAGGGAGUGGACGGCUUUAGGAUGGACGCUGUGAAGCACAUCUUUGAGGCCGAACAUUUGAGAGAUGAGCCACAAGUGGAUCCUCGUAAACCGCCUGAGGAAAUAAGCACAGAGUGGGAUCUGUACCACGACUACACCACCACUCAGAUCGGCUUGCAUGACCUGCUGAGAGAGUGGAGGGCGGACAUGGACAUCUACAGCCGAGAGCCUGGGAGACACCGGUUUUUGGUAACUGAGUCAUAUGAUUACCAUGAAGUGGAGAAGACCAUGAUGUACUACAGCACCCCUCUGGUUAAGGAGAGCGAUUUUCCUUUUAAUUUCUACUUGCUGGAUUUGCCGCAGAAUACCAGUGGCCCGUGGGCCAAACAUCUAGUGGACCUGUGGAUGUCUCACAUGCCAAAGGGACGAUGGGCUAACUGGGUGGUUGGAAAUCACGACAGAUCUCGCAUUGCAUCAAGCGCUGGCCCAGCCUAUGUUUGUACUAUCAAUAUGAUGCUGCUGACUUUGCCGGGAACACCCACUACCUAUUAUGGUGAGGAGAUUGGAAUGCAAAACAUCAACAUUACACAGGAUCAAGUACAGGACCCGGCUGGCAGAUACAACGUGAGUCUCAGUCGAGAUCCUCAGAGGUCUCCAAUGCAGUGGAGUGAUGACCUGAAUGCUGGUUUUAAUCUCCAUAACAACCUCACAUGGUUACCAGUACAUUCAGACUACAAAACAGUCAAUGUAGAGGCCCAAAAGAAAGAUGAAAGUUCUGUUCUUUCACAAUAUCGUUAUCUAAAUAUCCUGCGUGAGUCUGAGCUUUCUCUUCAAAGAGGCUGGUUCUGCUACAUACACACAGACGCCCGGGUCUUCUCCUAUCUCAGGGAGAUGGAUGGCCUCAGCAAGGCCUUUUUAGUGGUCCUAAACUUUGGAAAAGAAGCAGCUGUCAUAGAUCUCUCCUACAUCAAAGAACUUCCAAGCCAGCUCAAUGUUUUGAUGAGCACAGUGCAUACAAAUAAUGGUAAAAACAUGCCCACAUCUUUAAUUCAGACUGAGGCAGGUGAGGGUCUGUUGAUCCAGUUCUCCAGCAACAUUAAGUUUAACCACAACAACCAAGAGCAGUGCUAUGUCUCUGAGAAGGCCUGCUAUUUAGGAGUCAUGGACAUCCUUUACAGAUGUUAA